AUGACACGACUCUUCACGCAAAUUCGCUACGGCGGUUACGCGGCCGUGAUCAUAUUCUCGGCGGUAGUACUAGGCGUCUCGGCAUAUCUUGCAAAUCAAUUCCUACCAGACCUUCAUCAUGACUUCACGAUAUUCGCCCUCAUCCCGCCCUCAUAUACAAUACUGUUGUCUGUCAUAUUACUAUUUGUAUCAAAUCCUAGAGCCGAGAUCGUUCAUGCCUUCGUGACGGGCGUUUUGUGGUUGAUCAUGGGCGCAUGGACUGCUGACUUUCUCGGGUCUUCAAAAUGCUCUGCGCAAGUGGGCUCAACAACGCCGACCACUCAUGGCACCAUGUCUGCAAAUCUCUAUUGCGAGCUGUCAAAAGUGCAGGAGGCGUUCGCGUGGGUUCUCUUCGUACUGUUCGCGCUCUGGUUUUUCAUCGUGAUUUCGUUGACGCGCCGAUCACUCGCUAUGGGACGCGAGUUUAUCUGGACGGAAAACGUCAACCUCCUCCCAUGGUUCGGCCAGGCACCGUCAUGGCCUGGUAUGGCAGAAGGCCAGUACCCUGAGCAAUAUCGCCCCUUCUACGGCUAUCCGGGAUACCAGCAAUACUACCCUCAAAUAUCCAACGGCACGAUGGGCUAUCAACAUUCGGGCGUAGCCGGAUCUUCCUAUCCCGGUGGACACCACGUCCCAACGAGCUACUGA
Molecule: messenger RNA, 687 nt
Organism: Peniophora sp. CBMAI 1063
Lineage: Eukaryota; Fungi; Basidiomycota; Agaricomycetes; Russulales; Peniophoraceae
Source: the annotation of a GenBank genome assembly